Molecule: messenger RNA, 1484 nt
Organism: Aedes aegypti (yellow fever mosquito)
Lineage: Eukaryota; Metazoa; Arthropoda; Insecta; Diptera; Culicidae
Product: lysosomal aspartic protease
Exons: 5
Coding region: 208-1371 (387 amino acids)
Biological process (GO): proteolysis; cell death
Cellular component (GO): lysosome
Molecular function (GO): aspartic-type endopeptidase activity
Source: RefSeq, a predicted model, not a curated record
ACGGCAUGCUGUUGACGAGUGUCAAAUCAGAGAAUUUACCCGACUCAUCGCCGCUGUGAUAAUAUUUUCAUUUUGUAGAACAUUCAGUUGCUGGGUUUCACAGCAAGUAGAACGUCCUUUUUAUUGUUCCUCUUUCCAAAGGAAGAAUCCUUCUAAUAGCAGACGUUGACGAUAAGCCUUUGAAAUCAUCGCUCUCUAGCCGGCAAGAUGCUAAUUAAAUCAAUUAUUGCCCUCGUUUGCUUGGCCGUUCUAGUCCAGGCGAACUUUGUUAGAGUUCAGCUGCAUAAAACUGAAAGUGCGCGUCAGCAUUUUCGAAAUGUAGACACCGAGAUCAAACAAUUGCGUCUCAAGUAUAAUGCUGUAUCUGGACCGGUGCCUGAGCCGCUUUCGAACUAUUUGGAUGCCCAAUACUAUGGAGCUAUCACCAUCGGAACACCACCGCAGAGCUUCAAAGUUGUGUUCGAUACGGGAUCAUCUAACCUUUGGGUGCCCUCGAAGGAGUGCUCAUUCACCAACAUCGCUUGCUUGAUGCACAACAAGUACAAUGCCAAGAAGUCAUCGACGUUCGAAAAGAACGGAACAGCUUUCCAUAUUCAAUAUGGAUCUGGUAGCUUAUCUGGUUACUUGUCAACUGACACCGUUGGAUUGGGAGGGGUUUCCGUUACGAAACAAACCUUCGCUGAAGCCAUCAAUGAACCAGGAUUGGUAUUUGUUGCGGCCAAGUUUGACGGAAUUCUCGGAUUAGGCUACAGCUCGAUUUCAGUAGAUGGCGUCGUACCAGUAUUCUACAAUAUGUUCAACCAGGGUCUCAUCGAUGCUCCCGUUUUCUCUUUCUAUUUGAAUCGUGAUCCAAGUGCUGCUGAGGGUGGCGAAAUUAUUUUCGGUGGAUCAGACUCGAAUAAGUAUACUGGGGACUUUACUUAUCUGUCGGUGGACCGUAAAGCCUACUGGCAAUUCAAAAUGGACUCCGUUAAGGUUGGCGAUACUGAGUUCUGCAACAAUGGAUGCGAAGCAAUUGCCGAUACCGGCACCAGCUUGAUUGCCGGCCCAGUGUCGGAGGUCACCGCUAUCAACAAGGCUAUCGGUGGCACUCCUAUUAUGAACGGAGAAUACAUGGUUGACUGCUCGUUGAUUCCCAAACUGCCAAAGAUCUCAUUCGUUUUGGGAGGAAAAUCAUUCGAUCUCGAAGGUGCUGAUUACGUACUGCGUGUGGCUCAAAUGGGUAAAACCAUCUGCCUGUCUGGGUUCAUGGGAAUCGAUAUUCCACCGCCUAAUGGACCGUUGUGGAUUUUGGGAGACGUUUUCAUUGGUAAAUAUUACACCGAAUUCGAUAUGGGCAAUGAUCGCGUUGGAUUUGCCACUGCUGUCUAAAGAAUUGAUAGAUUUGUAUUGGUAAAAAUACGUGCACAUUUCCAGUUCCAAAAAUAUUAUUAGAAAGUGUGCGAUACUGAAAAUAAAAUGUGAGUUAAAAAUUUACAGAUGAA